AUGGCAGAGAAUGCUGAUGAUGUGGUAACCCUCGAGUGGGCGAAUGUUUCUGGACAACCGAGUGCUCCUGUGCUCCAUGAGUGGAGUGGUUCCCGUAUGGCUGCAGAGUCGAUGGAGAUAACCCCGGGGACGGUGGUGAAGGAGGCCGGCCUGUGUUUGGGUGCACAUUUGGAGCGGUGCCGCCCACGGAAUAUCCAUUCAGUGCUGCCUGUGGUGACGGCGGCGAUAUGGGCGCCAAUGGACCAGACCAGUGACCAUAAGGCUGAGGGUCUGGUGGUCCUGGAUAAGAAUAAUGGUAAGUCGGAAGCGGGCCGUGAAUGGUUGGUGGAAGAGGAUGUUGAUGAGCAUAUACCGGCUGGAACUGGCUCGAGAGACCGUGAGAUGGAUGAUAGCUUUGCGGGGAUGUCGCCGACAUCGUCGGAAGGAGAAUUUCUCCCGGGUUUUGUGCCAGGUUAUACACAUCCCUCAUGA
Molecule: messenger RNA, 471 nt
Organism: Fonsecaea erecta
Lineage: Eukaryota; Fungi; Ascomycota; Eurotiomycetes; Chaetothyriales; Herpotrichiellaceae
Exons: 1
Coding region: 1-471 (156 amino acids)
Source: RefSeq, a predicted model, not a curated record